Molecule: messenger RNA, 1467 nt
Organism: Glycine soja
Lineage: Eukaryota; Viridiplantae; Streptophyta; Magnoliopsida; Fabales; Fabaceae
Product: pentatricopeptide repeat-containing protein At1g11900-like
Exons: 2
Coding region: 105-1214 (369 amino acids)
Molecular function (GO): protein binding
Source: RefSeq, a predicted model, not a curated record
UUGAACUAAGGAGAAAAAGAAAUCAGGAGUUCCGCCCCUGCGUAACAUGUUUUCGCACCCUAUGGAAUAAAGACAUAAACUUGGUAAUCUCAAUUCAUCUGCAAAUGAUGUUGGGAGGUGCAACAGCAAGGGGCGUUUCCCUGAUUAAACUUCUUCCUCCGUUCCGCUUUCGCUUCAAACACUCCUCUGCUCUUUCAAAAACCAUUUGUUUUCAGGUUUAUUCGACAGAGGCAUCUCCUGGCAUAGAGAGAGUGACACAUGAAGUCCUGAAAGAAUUUCUUGCCACUGUUGAAAAUGCACCAACAUCCAAUGCAAAAGUCUAUUACGGAUAUAUCGAUAAGAUAUGCAAGGCUGGAAAUCUUUCAGUUGCCAGUAAAAUGCUAGAAAUUUUAAAUGAUAAGAACAUUGUUGUUACCCUUGAUGUGUAUAAUCUCAUAUUAGUGGAGGCAAGUCAGAAGAAUGACAUUGACCUUUCUUGUCAAGUUUUCAGGAAAUUAUUGUUGUCUUGUGAAUCCCCAAGUGCAACCUCAUGCCUUAAGUUUGCCCAGGCUUUCUCAAAGGUAAAUGAUUGUGUGGAGCUACUCAGAUUUCUUGAGGAAAUAUCCGAGAUAACAUGUUCAAGCACAUCAUCCUUCAUCAACAAGAUCAUUUUUGCCUUUGCCAAAUGUGGACAGAGAGAUAAGUCCUUGGUGAUAUUUGAUCAUCUUAAAAGACAGGGGUAUGGUCUGGACUUGGUCACAUAUAAUAUUGUUCUAGAUAUCUUGGGUCGCACAGGCCGUGUGGAUGAAAUGCUUGAUGUGUUUGCAUCCAUAAAGGAUACUGGUUUUGUCCCUGACACGGUUUCCUACAAUACUCUAAUAAAUGGCUUGCGGAAGGCUGGAAGAUUUGAUAUGUGCUUUGUUUAUUUUAAGGAAAUGACUGAGAAAGGGGUUGAACCAGAUCUGCUUACAUAUACUGCAAUAAUUGAGAUUUUUGGCCGAUCAGGAAAUGUUGAGGAAUCAUUGAAAUGCUUUAGGGAGAUGAAACUGAAGGGUGUUCUUCCUUCGAUAUAUAUCUAUCGAUCACUAAUCCAUAAUUUAAAUAAAACAGGGAAGGUUGAGUUGGCAACAGAACUUUUAGAGGAGUUGAAUUCGUCAUCAACUUGUCUAGCUGGUCCAGCAGAUUUCAAGCAGAAAAGAAAGCAAAGAAAACCUUUAAAAGUUUUUAGUUUUUAGUUUCAGUUGUCUGAGCUAUUCAAGUUCACAAGUUUACCUUGGUAUGUCAUUCUCUGCAAUGUCUUUAGUUGGAACGAGAUGGAUCAUCACGUGUGUAUGACAUGUUGUCAUGUUGAUGUUAGAGACAUGCAAGGGAAGAAUAUAAUGUCGAGGCAUUCUUUGAAUUUUAUCAUCAAAUAGAGACGGAUCAAUUGAAUAAUUUUUGUCAUGGAGUGUCUUGUGCGAAAAAUACAUAUUUUGGUAAUUAUUCAUC